GUUCCAGCGGACAAAGGAGCCAUGGACAAACGCAAGCUCAUGCUCGAUUCAUUGGACGCAGCCUUCGCGUCCAAGAAGCCCAAGAUCGUUCCUGUGUCCAGGAAUGCACCAAAGAAAGCGGCUCAAUUGCAACCAAAAUCUAACAAAGCCAACAAGGCCAACAAAGCUGGUGGGGCGCUCGACGUCAAGAUGAACCACCAGGCCAAGGCCCGAGAGUCCGUCAAGCAGACUGAACAGAAGAAAGACCCACCCAAUCCACUCUACUCGAAAGUCGACGGCUUGCUGUACACGACUAAAACGUCCAAGGACAAGUCGCGCCCACCUCUCAAGGACUUGGAGGAGAAGCUCAUGGCUUUGGCCUUGAUGAAGCAGUGCCAACCCAGCAUUUCAAGAGACGAAUCCCUGCUGGACAAGGUCAAGAACAAGGUUUUGCAGCUAGAUAACCCGCGCAAGGCCAAGUCGACCACCCAAACCGUCCCAAAUCCAGCCCUACAGUUUCCACAUCGAAUGAGCAUGAAGGUGCGACGGAAGCUUGGGCUCGUCAUCCCAUCCCUCCCCAUCAAUCAAGACGACGCCGCCGAACUCCAUCGACUAUGGAGUGCGUACAUGACGGAUUUCCUCGCUGAGAUCGUGUCAACAACAUCAAAUGCCGCCACCAUCGAGUCCUUUUCUGCAUGCUACUAUGGACCGAAGCUCCUCAAAGCAGACUUUCGAGGAUGCGAUCUCCGAGUGGUGCGGUCAUCGAACCCAACACUUCUGGGAACUCGCGGCAUUGUCGUGGAGGACCAGCGCAACACGUUCCGUAUGCUCAGUGCGUCCGGCUUGUUACAUUGUACGUGGUUGCCCCGUCCAGCCGUUCUAAUCUUCUCAAUAUUAUCGUUGUAGGCAUCCCAAAGAGUGGCCACAUCACGUUUGAAUUUGAAGUCGAUGGCAAGGCAUUUCGAGUCUCUGGGGACGACUUUCGAUCGAGGGAGUACUAUAGCUAGCUAGCCACCGUAUGUAUACCUUAUGGCUCAGUAAGUACCCACGAUUUUGCCUUAUCG
This is a messenger RNA of Aphanomyces astaci, 1043 nucleotides long. RefSeq lists its product as hypothetical. Gene Ontology annotation, biological process: rRNA processing; tRNA 5'-leader removal. Gene Ontology annotation, molecular function: ribonuclease P RNA binding. Lineage: Eukaryota; Oomycota; Saprolegniomycetes; Saprolegniales; Verrucalvaceae. The record is from RefSeq and is a predicted model, not a curated record. Bases 22 to 885 code for a protein of 287 amino acids. Gene Ontology annotation, cellular component: ribonuclease MRP complex; ribonuclease P complex. The transcript is spliced from 4 exons.